This is a messenger RNA of Musca vetustissima, 1913 nucleotides long. It is a transcript of the gene Rdl, whose product is annotated as gamma-aminobutyric acid receptor subunit beta. Gene Ontology annotation, molecular function: chloride channel activity; extracellular ligand-gated monoatomic ion channel activity; GABA-A receptor activity. Bases 32 to 1903 code for a protein of 623 amino acids. Gene Ontology annotation, cellular component: synapse; neuron projection; membrane. Gene Ontology annotation, biological process: signal transduction; nervous system process; chemical synaptic transmission. Lineage: Eukaryota; Metazoa; Arthropoda; Insecta; Diptera; Muscidae. The transcript has 10 exons. The record is from RefSeq and is a predicted model, not a curated record.
CAACACCAACACCAUCACAACUACCACCACCAUGAGUGAUUCAAUGCUAUAUCAAACACUGCAAACAUGUCUGCCCAAAUCACGCCUCAUAACCCUGUGGCUAGCCUUCAAUUUGGCGAUGUUAGUACAGGAGCCCAGGCCACAAGCGGCCACAGUACAUGCAGCAACCGCUGGCGGUAGUAUGUUGGGAGAUGUUAAUAUAUCGGCUAUUUUGGAUUCCUUCAGUGUCAGUUAUGACAAAAGAGUAAGACCCAACUAUGGUGGACCCCCGGUCGAAGUUGGUGUCACCAUGUAUGUGCUAUCGAUCAGCUCGCUAUCUGAAGUGAAAAUGGACUUUACAUUGGAUUUUUACUUCCGUCAAUUUUGGACCGAUCCUCGUUUAGCGUAUAGAAAACGACCUGGUGUAGAAACACUAUCGGUUGGAUCAGAGUUCAUUAAAAACAUUUGGGUACCUGACACCUUUUUCGUAAAUGAAAAACAAUCAUAUUUUCAUAUUGCAACAACCAGUAACGAAUUCAUACGUGUACAUCACUCUGGAUCGAUAACAAGAAGUAUUAGAUUAACAAUUACAGCAUCCUGCCCCAUGAAUCUACAGUACUUCCCCAUGGAUCGUCAAUUGUGUCACAUAGAAAUUGAAAGCUUCGGUUACACGAUGAGAGAUAUCCGUUACUUCUGGAAAGAUGGACUGAGUAGUGUUGGCAUGAGCAGUGAGGUCGAACUACCGCAGUUCCGCGUCUUGGGACACAGGCAGAGGGCGACCGAAAUAAACCUAACCACAGUCGGCUAUACGAUGCGUGACAUUCGCUAUAAGUGGAAUGAAGGACCGAACUCGGUUGGUGUCUCGAGUGAGGUCUCGCUACCGCAAUUUAAGGUCUUGGGUCAUCGUCAGAGAGCUAUGGAAAUCAGUCUUACCACAGGAAAUUAUUCGCGUUUGGCUUGCGAGAUACAAUUUGUGCGCUCUAUGGGCUAUUAUCUUAUACAAAUUUAUAUACCCUCUGGACUGAUCGUUAUUAUAUCAUGGGUAUCAUUUUGGCUUAAUCGUAAUGCUACACCAGCCCGUGUAGCUUUAGGUGUCACCACUGUGUUGACCAUGACAACUUUGAUGUCAUCGACAAAUGCUGCGCUGCCGAAAAUUUCAUAUGUCAAAUCGAUUGACGUCUAUCUAGGAACAUGUUUCGUGAUGGUCUUUGCCAGUUUAUUGGAAUACGCCACUGUGGGCUAUAUGGCAAAACGAAUUCAAAUGCGAAAACAAAGAUUUAUGACGAUCCAAAAGAUGGCUGAGCAAAAAAAGCAGCAACAACUUGAUGGGGUGCAACCGCCACCCAAUCCAAAUCCGAAUACGGUGGUGGAUCAUGGCGGACAUGGGCAUGGUCAUGGCCAUCACAGCCAUGGUCAUCCUCAUGUACCCAAACAAACAGUGAGUAACCGCCCAAUUGGCUUUCAAAAUAUGCAACAACAAAAUAUUGGUGGUCGCGGUUGCUCGAUAGUGGGACCCUUGUUCCAGGAGGUGAGAUUCAAAGUGCACGAUCCCAAGGCUCAUUCGAAGGGUGGCACCCUUGAGAAUACUGUCAACGGUGGACGUGGUGGCCCGCCCGUUGGACCACAUGGCCCCGGGCCGCAGGGACCCCCCGGUGGACCGCCAGCUGGCGGCGGUGGAGGUGGAGGAGCACCGCCCGAAGGUGGUGACGCUGAGGCCGCGGUACCAGCUCACUUGCUACACCCGGGCAAGGUAAAAAAAGAUAUUAACAAGCUCUUGGGCAUAACACCAUCGGACAUUGACAAAUACUCACGUAUUGUGUUUCCGGUGUGUUUCGUGUGCUUUAAUCUCAUGUACUGGAUUAUCUAUCUGCAUGUCAGCGAUGUGGUGGCCGAUGAUUUGGUCUUGCUGGGCGAAGAAAAAUAAAGUGGGACAA